Messenger RNA from Loa loa (African eye worm), 2922 nucleotides. RefSeq lists its product as hypothetical. Gene Ontology annotation, cellular component: peroxisome. The transcript has 21 exons. The record is from RefSeq and is a predicted model, not a curated record. Lineage: Eukaryota; Metazoa; Nematoda; Chromadorea; Rhabditida; Onchocercidae. The coding region runs from base 1 to 2922 and encodes 973 amino acids.
AUGGAAAAUACUAACGAACAUUGUAGUAAAAAGGAAAAUGAAUUAAGUAAAUGUGGGGAUCCAUCGAGUGGUAAUAUCUGUGCUGUACGAGAAGCGAGUAAUGUGAUACUAUUGGUAUCGAAUAGCUCGAAAACCGGCAAAUUCAUUCAAACAUUAUGGUAUUUGAAACAUAUUAACAGUACAAUUGCAGUCGGAACAUCAAACAAAGACGAGAAUGAAAUAGAGAUUGUGAAAAUCAGUGCGCGGGAUGGUGGUGAAGUGCACGAUGAUGAACAAUUGCUAGUAACAAGCAACACAUUGAUAUCAUAUAUUGUUCGAAGUUAUCGUUUUGUUUUUGUCAUUGAUAUCAGUCCAUCCACUUUUAUCGUGGAUGGCACAACAAGUUGCGUACCGCAUUCAAAAAUUAUCAACCGACUACGACAGUGUCUGGAAGGACUUCUUAUGGAAGGAAAUUUUCUACCAGCAGACAAAUUUUCGCCCGAAAUAUUUAUAACGAUUUCUUUCUAUAGUCCAUUUAUUGCUUUCGAUGAGGAUAGAGUUAUUCUGCAAGGCUGUUUACUUACAAAGAAGAACAUUGGUUCUGUUCUACAAUAUAUCCAAGAACGGUUUCAUUUGUUUUCCAAUAGACUUUGUUGGACGAUGCAGCCUCAUUUGAGAAGAUGGAAUCAAGAACGAAAAAAGUUGGAGCAGAGAGCCGGAGAUCUUCUGCCGGAAAAUUUCUUCCGCCAACAGCUCCAUGCAACAGAUGGAUUCAGGGAUUCGAUACACGGCCUGCUGACUGCGCAGAUGACUUCUCGGGCUGGUCCUGCUGAUGAAGGAUUCAUUAACUCAGAAUGGUCAUUAAUGUUUAUGUUACGAAUUGGUCUUAUCGGUUUGCAGUUACUACCGGACACAGCGCAACCGAAUAUAGUACUAAUCACGGAUGCAGUGUGUAAUGUGACGGAUAUACGCGUUUUGCAAAAACUGAUGGUACAACUGAGAAAUUACUCUAUUGCUUGUUCAUUUGUACAGAUUCAAGGAGACUACAGUACAAAUGCUGUAUUUGGACAUUUUUCAUCACCCGGAUUUUUUACCUUUCUUGCGAGAGGAACAUCAGGCGUCUACAUACCGGACGAAUACCAAGCUACUGCAGAUAGUGUUCUUAACCCACUUGUGAGUCGACCACUUUUAUGCAAGAAUCUUCAGCUGUUGGAUACGGCAGAUGAUUAUAUCAAAGAUCUAAUUUAUCAGAUUAAUCCUGAAUUUGUUGAACCAUAUACUUGUGGUGUUAUUCGUCGAGUGCAUUACACUGUGGAAUAUGAAUCAUGUUUGGAAUAUUUUCUACGAUUACGGCUUUACGAAGGUUUUAUUUUGCGUGAUUUGAAAGUAUUAAAAAAAAGCGAAGAUCAAUCGUCGAUAUUGGUGGAACUGAGUCUACCUUGGAAACCACAAGUAACGAUUGGUUAUAGAAUUUGUGCAUUCUCCGAAAAUUUUAAAAAAAGAACAAAGUUGAAAAUAACGGUGAUAUGUGAGGCACAAUACGGUAUGAUACGGGAUCUAUUAUCCGAUCGUUGUUCCAUAAAUACAACAAAGCAAACUUUUGCUGAUGCAUAUCGACAUACCAUUUUCGGAUUGCUUGAAGCUGAUCGUAUGCUAAUUCAUGUUUAUUCAUUCAACUCCUUGCCUGAUCUUUUUCUUCUUCCGCCCGAAGUAUUAAGGGAAAAGUCGCUCUUUCGUUAUGUUAUGAAAGAAAACAAAGCCGUGUUGGCAAUAAGUGCCAGGGAAUUAGAAACUUUAUGCGCGCAGAAUAUUACCGCAGCAAAUUUUGUCGACUUUUGGCGGAUUAUAAGUGAAUUUGAAGAGCGACAUUGGCAAAGUUGGUCACAAGUAUUCACUUUUCGUAUAAUUCUUACUCAUGAUCAUCCGUUACCUCCACGGCUAUUUCUAUUCGAGGAGCCGAAUGUAAAAGUUACUUCGCAGCUUGCAUUAACAGUAUUCUAUGAUAUGCUCGCUCAGAUGACAACGUUUUCACUUAUUCAUGGACAGACUUAUGUAAAGUUUGUUGGAGGUGAUAAUGAUGGUAUUAUUCCGAAAUCAUUUUAUAUUGUCAAAUUAAGUUUAGAGACUCAGUUGGUCGUGGUCAAACUUGCAUUUCUCAAUGGUCUUACAGUUGUAUUCAGAGACAAAGUGAUCAGGGAAUUCCUAGAAAACUUUAGUUCAUUGUCUGUUGAACGGACCUGCUUUUUCACAAAAAUGCUCGAGUUUGCUGAUGUUGGAGAUGACUGUGCCACAGUUGCCGAAACAAUGCAAUUGCCGGCAUUGACUAUUAUUAACCGUCCACUGGAAAUUAUGCUUGCACGCUACAAGAAAAUUCCGGUUGCAUUAGAUCGAAUUAUACGAUUGGAAAAAACCGCUGAAGCAAAUCGUGACCUGAUACUGCACAAUUCACUUGCCAAAUAUUUUUGUUGCAAACGUUAUAUUUGGUAUUUAAAGAAAGCAUUUCCGUUAUCAUCAAUCGUCAGUUGCACUUAUGCGGAUUUUAUUCUUCAUACUAUUUUGCAGAGACGUCUGAAUGAAGGAUUUCAUAUAGUAUAUGGCGAUAAUGGGAUAGUUAACCUUGUUAAGCAUAUAGAUGGCAUGGAACAACAGCUGCAUUGUGGUCCAGCUUUGCUUCAGUAUAUCAUCUUUCCACCAACAGCCAUUCGACCAAUGCGAUUUAUGAAAGAACAUUUGGAAAAAGUACCAUCUUUACCAAAAACCGUUAGAAUACGGGGAGCUGGAACGAAAAAAACAGUCCCGGGUGAGAAUUCCACAUUGAAAAGUGACCUCGAUUUACAAUUAAUGACAGAAAUGUGGUCAGAACCGCUUGCCAUCAUUGAUCCACAAUAUGUUACAUGGGGCGGAAUUAUCCAGCAGCAAGUUACUUAUUUGUAUUCACCAUAA